Molecule: messenger RNA, 525 nt
Organism: Suhomyces tanzawaensis NRRL Y-17324
Lineage: Eukaryota; Fungi; Ascomycota; Pichiomycetes; Serinales; Debaryomycetaceae
Product: mitochondrial 54S ribosomal protein uL13m
Exons: 1
Coding region: 1-525 (174 amino acids)
Biological process (GO): negative regulation of translation; translation
Cellular component (GO): ribosome; mitochondrial large ribosomal subunit
Molecular function (GO): mRNA binding; structural constituent of ribosome
Source: RefSeq, a predicted model, not a curated record
AUGUCCCAAAGAAUAGGUAACUCGGCUGCUGCGUUGACCAGAGUAUGGCAUCACAUCGACUUGGCCUCAGAUCCAAGAACCUUGGGUCGUGUUGCUGCCAGCAUAGCCAUAACAUUGCAAGGAAAGCACAAACCAACAUUUUCCCCUAAUAACGACCAUGGCGACUACGUAGUGGUGACAAAUGCUGCCCAUAUGAAAGUUACCGGUAACAAGUUGAAAGAAAAGCAUUACUGGACCCACAACACCCGUCCGGGUUCCUUGAAGCUCAUUCCUAUGGAGAGAAUGAUUGCUAACAAGGGUUACAGCGAAGUUUUGAUGAAAGCCGUGAAAGGUAUGAUUCCAAAGAAUAAGUUAAGAUUGGACAGAUUGGACAGAUUGAAAGUGUAUGAUGGUGAUGAGCAUCCUUACAAGCAGAACUUGAUAGCGUUUGCCGAUGAAGUUUCGGAGAUGAAGGCUAAGGCUGCUGAGUUGGACAGAAAGGAAAAGCAUUUGACCGAGCUUAGAGAAAAGUACCUCAAGCACUGA